AUGAAUGUGCGGCCAGUUAUAGAGGCGUCGAAUCCGACGGCCGUUUUAUCUGUCACGUUUAAUAACGAUAGCAGCUGCUUUGCUGUUGGUCUUGAGUCUGGCAUUUGCAAUUUCAACGGUGGAAUUGGUCUGGUUCAGAUGAUGGGUAUGACCAACUAUUUGGCUCUCGUCGGUGGUGGCAGGUCUCCCAAAUUUGCCAUGAACAAGGUCGUUGUAUGGGACGAUAUGAAAGGGCGAGUGGCACUCGAAAUAUCAGCUCCCGGCUCCGUCCGCGGAGUUCAACUGGGCCACGAACGAAUUGUGAUCGUUCUACAAAACAGCAUUCGUGUCUACUCCUUCUCCAAACCUCCCACCCUAUUGCAUAUCUACGAAACAGCAGACAACAUGCUCGGGCUCUGUUCUCUCUCCGGCAAGACCGCUGCUUUCCCAGGCCGAACUCCUGGACAGGUUCAACUAGUUGAGCUGGCCACGGGCAACGUCAGCAUCAUCCCGGCUCACUCAUCAGCCCUCAAGGCCAUCCAGCUAAGUCCCGACGGAGAGUUAUUGGCCUCUGCGAGUGAAACUGGAACUCUUAUCCGCGUUUACUCAACUGCAAAUUGCGCCAAGGUAGCAGAGCUUCGAAGAGGGAUUGACCCCGCAACUAUAUUCUCCCUAGCUUUCUCGCCGUCCGGAGCCAUGCUUGCCUGCACAUCAGACAAGUCGACGCUGCACAUAUUUGACGUCUUCAGUACAAAGCGGCAGUCGAUGCAGAGAAGCCAACGUCUCGGCUCAUCAGACGUCGAGUCCGGAAAAUGGGGCAUUCUAGGCAAGCUGCCGCUCAUGCCCCGUGUAUUCUCAGACGUGUACUCAUUCGCUUCUGCGCCGUUUGAAGCCGGCGACGAAACAAUGAUCGGGGGCAUCCCUUUUUCCAAAGGAACAGUCUUGGGAAUCAUGAGGCCCGCAAAGGGCAUCAUUGGCUGGAUUAGCGAAGAUAGUCUUGCGGUUGUGGGUGCCGGAAAGGAUGCUCGAUGGGAGAAGUUCAUCCUUGCAGAUGGCGAGAAUGGGAAACGAUUUUGCGUGAGAGAGGGCUGGAAACGAUAUUUGGGGAAUACGUAA
Messenger RNA from Metarhizium album ARSEF 1941, 1095 nucleotides. Its product is annotated as WD repeat domain phosphoinositide-interacting protein. Gene Ontology annotation, cellular component: extrinsic component of membrane; phagophore assembly site membrane; cytosol. The record is from RefSeq and is a predicted model, not a curated record. The transcript is spliced from 3 exons. Bases 1 to 1095 code for a protein of 364 amino acids. Gene Ontology annotation, molecular function: phosphatidylinositol-3-phosphate binding; phosphatidylinositol-3,5-bisphosphate binding; protein binding. Lineage: Eukaryota; Fungi; Ascomycota; Sordariomycetes; Hypocreales; Clavicipitaceae. Gene Ontology annotation, biological process: autophagy of mitochondrion; protein localization to phagophore assembly site; nucleophagy.